Molecule: messenger RNA, 2925 nt
Organism: Rosa rugosa (rugosa rose)
Lineage: Eukaryota; Viridiplantae; Streptophyta; Magnoliopsida; Rosales; Rosaceae
Exons: 7
Coding region: 680-2443 (587 amino acids)
Biological process (GO): chromatin remodeling
Cellular component (GO): Ino80 complex
Source: RefSeq, a predicted model, not a curated record
UGUGUAGAAGAGAGAGAGAGAGAGAGAGAGGAGGGAAAUAAAAGGGAAGAAAGAAGAGGAGUGAGUUGGUAGAACGACUACCGAGUCGGGUUGAACGAGUUAGGGGUGACCAAUCUAAACAAAACAAAAACCACACACACACACAGGAGGGUCAGUAGGUCUGGUCUGGUCAGUCAGGCAAAAACCAAACUUGGGCUUUGGGUCUUUCUUUCUUUCUUUCUUUCCUUCUUUCUUUGUUUUUGGGAUUGGGGGGGGGGGGGGGUUUGUGUGGAAUUAGCAAAAUGGUGAACGCCAAGAUUAUUAGCCUUCCUCUCUUCUUCUUUACCACCACCACCUCCUUUCUCUCUUUCUCUCACAUUACCCUAAAUACUCCAAACUCUUCUAUCCCUAACCCUAAUUCCCCUAUAUCUCUAUAUAUCCAAAACCAGACUCCACCCUCUUCUUUUCGCUCACCCAAAACCCAAUUUCUCUCUCUCUCUCUCUCGUCUCUCUGGGUUUUGCUUCCUCUCUCCAAAGGUCUACGCUUUCUUACAGUUUUGGGAUUUUACUGCGCGCCCAAUUUCUCAAGGAUUUUCGGCAUUACUGGAGUACUUGGUUGCCGCGGUUUUUUUUGUUUCGUACUUCAUGUUUUUGAUAAGUGGUGGCAUCACAAGAACUGGUCUAUAGCAACAGUGCCCUCAUGGAAGAGUUUAGUACUCCUAGAUUGGAUAUCAGCAAUGCUGUGAGAAAGAAAAGAAGUCAAACCUUUCGCCGACCUCGACCUGAUUCACAACCAUCACCUGAAAUUCAUGAUCAGUCGCCGUUGUCAUCACGUUCGGAUGAACUGAGCAAGGUCUCCAGUGAUGAGAAUGCUGGUUGUGAUACCAAUUCUAAGCGGAAAGAAUUGAGUCUUAAUGAAUGUAUGACUAGAGUUUCUUCUGCUGGGGGUAAUGGUGAAAAACCCCACAUAAAAGAUAGAAAGGAUAGAGGGUUCAAUUCAUUUUACAAUAAUGAGCCGGGACGAAAUGGGAUCAGUAAUAAACGCUCUAGCGAAGGUGUCCUUGCCCCUGCUAAUUGGAAAAGCACAAGCACAGUGAAGGAUGGUUUGAUAUCUGAGUCAAGAAGUGCAGGUGCAGCUAAUGGUGGGCAUGGUGGAAGUCCGAGUACUAGGCUGUCAGGAUCAGAUGGAUUUGGAAAUGAGAACAAGGCUAAAAAGGUCAAGCUCAAGGUUGGUGGUGCUACCCGGACAAUUCAAGCCAAUUCUGUAGUCAAUGGUACAAAAGAGGAGGGGUCUUCAACAAAGUUAUCUCGAUCUUCAGAUGUCUCUAAACCACGGCAGAAGCAAAAUCUUCUGUCAAAUUCAGAUGAGAAUCAUUCCCCUUUAGAUAGGAAGAGUGGUUUGAAAGGAAUUCCAUGGAAGGAUUUCUCAAGAAGUGGUAUUAAUCUUGGGAAGGAUCUGGAUCAGUCUACAAUGGUUCGGACAUCCGGAAAGAACAGCUCUGGAAAGGAAGGAGAUAGAUCUGAACCUGUUCGUAAGAGCAAGCGUGUACCCAAGAGGCGUGUACUUGAUGGAGAGUUUGGAGACGAUGAGGAAGAUGAUGAGAUUCGGUUUCUGGAGAAACUCAAAACAUCUAAGGUUACUGGAGGAUUUAGAGAAGAAGAUGAUGAAGAGUCAAGCAGGAAACAUAGAAAACUUUCUGUAGUUUCUAGUAUUGAUAAUGGUGGUCCAUCAAGGUCAGGCAAAGACCUAAAGAGGAAGUCAAGACCUGAUAGAGUAUCAGGAGACGCUGAUUAUGAAGAAGAAGAUUCAUUAUCUGAUGGUGAGCUUGAAGGUAAAAAGAAGCAGAAGAAGGAAGCUGUUGAGCCUUUGUUAGAUGGUAAGAGGGAAUUGACCCUCACAACACGUCAACGGGCCCUUCAGUCGAGCAAAGAUGCCUCUUCAUCCCCUGGUUCAAGCUUAAUUGAAUUUCCGAAUGGAUUACCACCUGCACCACCUAGAAAACAAAAAGAGAAAUCUACAGAAUAUGACCAGCAGGUGAAGAAAGCUGAGGCUGCUCAGAGACGAAGAAUGCAAAUUGAGAAGGCUGCUAGGGAAUCUGAGGAGGAGGCUAUUAGAAAAAUACUUGGCCAAGAUUCUAGUAGGAAAAAGAAGGAAGACAAAAUAAAGAAGCGCCAAGAAGAACUGGCACAGGAGAAGGCUGCUAAUGCUUUGGCGCUUGCAUCAAGCACCAUCAGAUAUGUGAUGGGCCCAAUGGGAACUACAGUAACAUUCCCAGAUGAUAUGGGUCUCCCCAGUUUAUUUGACCCUAAACCUCACGGUUAUCCUCCUCAGCGUGAGAAAUGUGCGGGCCCAUCAUGUAUGAAUCCCUACAAGUAUAGGGAUUCUAAGUCAAAGCUUCCUCUUUGCAGUCUUGGGUGCUACAAGGCUGUCCAGGAAAAGACGCAAGCAGAAACUACCAGCUAAUGUUUGCAACAAUCUUGUUCUGUCCUUUAUUUUUCAAGUCUUGGGUGAUCCUGCAGAGCUGGUUGAUCACUCUUGGUAUAUAUUCCGGGAUCGGUGGAGAAGCGUUGAUUCUUAACUAGGUGCGGAGAAGUUCAUACAAGUACAGAUUGUUUUUCCGGCUGCAAAAUAAUGUCUCAUUCAUGUUGGUAUAAAAACAAUCUCCUUCAUAGUUUAUGAUAAUGGUAUUCCAUUGGUUUUGGAAGGCGGGGAGUAACAUGGGACUAUGGGAGUGGCCAAAGAUUAAUUUUCUUCAGUUUACAAAAGAAAAAUAAUAACAAUGUAUGCUGGUUUAAUCAAUUACAUACAGUUGUCGAGAAUAUAUUUCUCUGCUACAGUAUGUUGAGAAGUAUCAUACAACUGUAAGCUUUAAGCCGAAACAGAUUGAUUGGAUACAGGUUUAUCAUUUGAUAGUUGACAAUAUGUACUCUCUUUUUACCCUGAUG